Temnothorax curvispinosus is the source of this 2569-nucleotide messenger RNA. RefSeq names its product C-1-tetrahydrofolate synthase, cytoplasmic (gene pug). The transcript is spliced from 10 exons. Lineage: Eukaryota; Metazoa; Arthropoda; Insecta; Hymenoptera; Formicidae. Gene Ontology annotation, molecular function: methenyltetrahydrofolate cyclohydrolase activity; formate-tetrahydrofolate ligase activity; methylenetetrahydrofolate dehydrogenase (NADP+) activity. The coding region runs from base 60 to 2447 and encodes 795 amino acids. Gene Ontology annotation, cellular component: cytosol. Gene Ontology annotation, biological process: tetrahydrofolate interconversion. The record is from RefSeq and is a predicted model, not a curated record.
AAUAUUAUUCAAAUUGCAGACUAAAUACUAUUAAUGAAGGGCGAGUUGCAAUCGGCGAUAUGUCUGGAUUUUUGCCAUGUACUCCGAACGGCUGUAUCGAAUUAAUUAAGAGGAGCGGCGUGGCUAUUGCCGGUGCUCAAGCCGUCGUUUUAGGGAGGAGCAAGAUUGUCGGCACUCCCGUUGCCGAACUAUUAAAAUGGCAUAAUGCUACUGUUACUGUCUGCCACUCGAAAACGAAGAAUCUUUCUGAUGUCGUGCGUCAAGCUGAUAUUUUAGUGGUUGGGAUAGGCCAACCCGAAUUAGUUAAGGGUGAUUGGAUUAAACCGGGUGCCGUUGUCAUCGAUUGCGGCAUCAAUCCUAUACCAGAUCCCACAAAGAAAAGUGGACAACGUUUAGUGGGUGACGUAGCAUACCAGGAAGCUGCUAAAGUAGCUUCGUACAUUACACCGGUACCAGGCGGUGUUGGACCGAUGACAGUAGCAAUGUUAAUGAAAAAUACUGUGAUAUCCGCGCAAAAGUCGGCGCAAAGGCUCCUCAACGUCCAAUGGAAUUUGCGAGCUCUUCAACUGAAUCCUGUGAAACCUGUACCAAGCGACAUCGAUAUUUCCAGGAGUCAGGAGCCGAAACAAAUCUCUGUACUAGCCGAAGAAAUCGGACUACUGCCGAACGAGUUUAGUCCUUACGGCAGCACGAAGGCUAAGAUCGGCCUCAGCGUGCUACAACGACUAAAGAAUCAACAAAAUGGAAAGUUCGUCGUGGUGGCGGGCAUCACGCCAACGCCAUUUGGCGAAGGAAAGAGCACAACUUCCGUUGGCUUGGUGCAAGCACUAACGGCGCACAGAGGCAAAAAUUCUGUCGUUACUCUCAGACAACCUAGCCAGGGGCCUACGUUCGGCGUUAAAGGAGGAGCUGCUGGAGGAGGAUAUUCACAGGUGAUACCCAUGGAAGAAUUCAAUCUUCAUCUGACCGGGGACAUUCAUGCCGUUACCGCCGCGAAUAAUCUUAUGGCGGCGCAAAUUGAUGCGCGAUACUUCCAUGAAUCGACUCAAGGUGACAAAAACCUGUACGAUCGGCUGGUACCGAGUAUUAAGGGUGUCAGGAAGUUCUCGAAAAUCCAGCUGAAACGAUUACAAAAACUUGGCAUCACGAAAACUGAUCCGAACUCAUUAACGGAAGAAGAGCAACGUCGAUUUGCAAGACUUGAUGUCGAUCCGAACAAUAUUACAUGGACGCGAGUGGUGGAUAUUAACGAUCGCUUUUUGCGGAAAAUCACCAUCGGCCAGAGCCCAACCGAGAAAGGCAAGACAAGAGAAACCUCGUUCUGUAUUUCCGUUGGGUCUGAAAUAAUGGCAAUCCUAGCAUUAUCAACCAGUGUUGAGGAUAUGAAGAGACGGCUUGGUAAUAUCGUCGUCGGAUUUAGCAAAAGCGGCGAACCUUUAACUGCUGAAGAUUUUGGCAUGACGGGAGCAAUGGCGAUUCUGCUGAAAGAUGCUAUAGAACCGACACUUAUGCAAUCAUUGGAGGGUACACCGGUAAUGGUACACGCUGGACCGUUCGCCAAUAUAGCCCACGGUUGUUCAUCCAUUAUCGCGGACGCUAUUGCUCUAAAAUUGGUCGGACCGCAAGGUAUUGUAAUAACAGAAGCCGGAUUCGGAUCGGAUAUCGGGAUGGAAAAGUUCUUCGACAUCAAGUGUCGUACCUCCGGACAUGUACCAAAUGCUGUCGUACUUGUGGCGACUAUUAGAGCAUUGAAAAUGCACGGUGGUGGGCCGCCUGUAACGACCGGGGCACCGUUAAAAAAAGAAUACAUCGAAGAAAAUAUCGAACUUGUUAGAAAAGGCCUACCAAAUCUGCAAAAACAUAUCAGCAACGGUCUGAAAUAUGGCGUGCCCGUAGUUGUUGCCAUCAACUCUCAUAGUACCGAUACUCAAGCGGAGCUAGAGCUCGUUAGACAAGCAGCGUUGGAAAGCGGUGCAAUUAAUGCGGUAAUAUGCACUCACUGGGCCGAAGGUGGGGCUGGUGCUAUAGCUCUUGCGGAUGCAUUGAUAGCCGCUACCGAAGAAAAUAGUAAUUUCAAAUUGUUGUACGAUCUCGAGGACAGUAUUGAAGAAAAAAUUAAUAAAAUCGCCAAAGAGAUAUACGGUGCUGGCCAAGUCGUUCUCGCGGAAAAGGUGCAGAAAAAAAUCGAGAACUACAACAAGUUAGGAUAUGACAAACUCCCAAUAUGUAUGGCGAAAACGUCAAAUUCAUUAACGGGAGAUCCAGCUAUAAAAGGUGCACCAACUGGUUUCACCCUCCACAUUACUGAUAUAUUCGUUUCAGUCGGCGCCGGAUUUAUUGUUCCUAUGGUGGGAGAGAUCAUGAUGAUGCCCGGACUUUCGACUAGACCUUGUAUCUACGAUAUGGACUGGAAUAGCGAAACAAAUGAAAUAGAAGGCCUGUUUUAAAUUGAAUGUCUAUUUUUCAACGGAAGAAUCAUUUUCGCAAUAUGUGAUGUGUAUUAAUAAUUCCUCAGGAAGUUCAUAUGUCAAUAAUAUAUAAUCGCCAAUAAAUUUUUUGUAUUUGAAAA